Molecule: messenger RNA, 288 nt
Organism: Trichoderma virens Gv29-8
Lineage: Eukaryota; Fungi; Ascomycota; Sordariomycetes; Hypocreales; Hypocreaceae
Exons: 2
Coding region: 1-288 (95 amino acids)
Source: RefSeq, a predicted model, not a curated record
AUGGGGGCGAUUGAGUUGGAUGGGGAAGCUUGGGUGCGACGAGGUGACCAGUACAUGCCGGCCGUGCCUGUGUGUCUUGGCUCCGAGGAUAACUCCGGCGAGCAGAAGAAGCUCCCGGCAGCAAACAUAGCAACAAGAACCAAGACUCUCGGCGUUGCCACCACCAAUCUCCCUUCUCCUCGGAACUAUCGACGGCCGUCAAAUCUAUUCUUGUCUGCCUUCCGUGCCCCCAUCCAACAGGCAGCAGACCAAGUCAUCGGCCCUUGGCGGCAAGAAAGCGUCCCUUGA